AUGGCCACUCAACUCCCGCAGCUGCCCAAUAUUAGGAGAUUGAGUAGCAGAGGACAAUACUACCUCAUCGGCCAAGACCGCGAACGACUCCUCAUAGACAAGGAGGAAGGGCGGCCAAUCUGGUCCGAGAGCCUGAAGUCCGCGUUGGCAACUGAAAACUCUACUAUCAAAACGGUUCCCCUGACCCAUUGGCACCCAGACCCCAACCUGGGGAGUGCCAGAUCUACUGAACAUCUGUCCUAA
Molecule: messenger RNA, 243 nt
Organism: Paracoccidioides lutzii Pb01
Exons: 2
Coding region: 1-243 (80 amino acids)
Source: RefSeq, a predicted model, not a curated record